Molecule: messenger RNA, 1463 nt
Organism: Cylicocyclus nassatus
Lineage: Eukaryota; Metazoa; Nematoda; Chromadorea; Rhabditida; Strongylidae
Source: the annotation of a GenBank genome assembly
AGAAAAUUCCGCGCAUAAUGCCUGCUUCGAAAAGCGUUUGGCGCAGACGCCAAUUUUCUGUGAUAGCCCUAUUUUUCCAAAUGAUUUUCCUCAUAUUAUUCUCAUUAUUUUGCCGAUAUAUAGACCCACUAGACGAUAGUAAGAGGAUCUACAGUGGAACCGAUUACCCUUUGUUCCAGGACGUGCAUCUCAUGAUGUUUGUCGGGUUUGGAUUUUUGAUGGCAUUCUUGAAGAGAUAUGGUUUCUCUGCUGUAUCUGUAAAUCUUCUCCUCUCAGCCUUUGUGAUCCAAUGGGCCAUGCUUUUGCGCGGAUUUUUCUCGAAACAAUUUCAAGAAACAGGAACAUUUACCCUUGGAGUCCCAGAAAUGAUUUGCGCCGAUGCUUCAUGUGCUGUUGUUUUGAUUACUAUGGGAGUGUUAUUGGGGCGAAUGACACCAGUGCAGUUUCUCUUGUUGGCGUUUUUCGAAACAAGCAUCUCAGUGUUUGUUGAUCACAUAGUAGUCAACAUCCUUCACGUUAAUGAUGGAGGCCGCUCACUUGUGGUUCAUGCAUUUGGCGCCUAUUUCGGGUUGGCUGCCGCAAUGGUUGGAAAGAAAAAGAAUGUCAUGGAAAUGGAUGAAGAGGGCUCUAUACAUCAUUCGGAUCUUUUUUCUAUGAUUGGAACCCUUCUUCUCUGGGUUUUCUUCCCUUCUUUCAACGCCGCCGUUCAGGAACCUGAGGAUGCUCGUCAUCGAGCCAUUAUGAACACAUAUCUUGCAAUGGCUAGUGGGACUGUCACAACAUUCAUACUGAGUUCAUUUGUGGAUAAUCUUGGACGCUUCAACAUGAUUCAUAUUCAGAGUUCCACUCUGUCCGGUGGCGUAGCUAUAGGCUCAGCAGCAAAUGCAGUGCUUUACCCAUCACAUGCUGUAGCUGUUGGUAUUUGUGCCAGUUUCGUGUCGGUUAUUGGACAUGCAUGGCUCAGUCCAAAACUCGAAAAAAGAUUCAAACUAUUCGACACUUGUGGUGUUCAUAAUCUUCAUGGAAUACCUGGAAUUCUUGCAGGGAUCUUUAGCAUAAUUUUCGCGCUCGGCUACGAGCCAGAAAGCUAUGGAAAAACGCUGUACCACAUAUAUCCGUACUUCGAAGGUGGCCCUAUGAUGGGUGAUAGAAAUCGCGAGACGCAAGCCUUGUAUCAACUGGCUGGCAUGGGCACUGCGCUAGCAAUGGCCAUCUUUGGUGGACUAAUCACAGGUUUUAUUCUUCAAAUUCGAAUUCUCAAUCAGAUUGAUGAUCCAGACACUGCUCACCAUGACAUAAACUACUACGCUCAAUCAGAGUUCAACUUUCUCAGCAAGUACCAACGGGCACGAGAACAGGAAAUGCUUGAACGGGAACGACUUCACGAGAUUUAUUGAGUUUAGUACUUCCAUAGAACAGAUUACAAGUGUACUGGUAUUUCUGAUAUAACAUUUAUCAGUAAA